This is a messenger RNA of Didymodactylos carnosus, 1671 nucleotides long. The record is from the annotation of a GenBank genome assembly. Lineage: Eukaryota; Metazoa; Rotifera; Eurotatoria; Philodinida; Philodinidae.
AUGAUCAGCGAUUAUUUAUUGAGAAUAUUUGAAUCAAUGUCACAUUCUGAUGAUUUAACAAACGCUACUGAACAACAAAUCAACGAAACUAUUGAAAUUGACAAACAACAAAGGAAUGGAAGAACCGCUACUGCAAACCAUGUGUCUGAAAAUGAGUCAAACGAUACAACACAACUAUAUAAUGUACCAAUCUCAUUAACAAAUACUUUGACACUUAUCAACAAUCCACACGGUGAUAAUGAAGAGGUCAUAAUACAAGUCGAACCAAAUAAUAAUGAAAACGAAAAACGUAGUAAUACCGCUAAUGGAAAUGAUCAAAAUGAAUCACGUAUUAUUCAGAAUAACCCUGUUGAACAAGAAAAUGGUGAUAGACUUGAUAAUACUUCUCGUGAAUCAUCUAUUUGCACAAAUAUUUCCGAUAGCGGCGCAAUGGAAAGCAAAAAAUUGUUGAAAUUAAAUCACGAUGAAGACAAACAAGAUGAGAAAAAUGGGAAGAAUGAUCGAAAGAAUGAGAGGCAAAAAAGUUUGCAAUUACCAAGUGGUAUUGUUGUUAAACGGAAACGACCGUCAGUAGAUCCGAUAACUACAGAUAAUUCUACCAUUAAACGUUCUUGUACAUCUGUCGAAUCAAAAACACUUGACCAUGAAUCAUCAUCGGAGAGUUCCAAACGCAAAUCGGGUAUUCAAGUUGAUUCGGAAACGGAGAAUCAAUACCCAAUCACGUCAUCAUCAACAGAAUUAAAAAUCUCUCCAACAUCCUCUUUACAAGCGACAACGACAGUAGAACGUAGUGAAAACAAUUUUAAAAAACUGGCUAUAUCAUUUGAAGAUGAUACAGAUACUACUAAAGAAACUAACAAAGAUGAUGAAAUGAAACGUCGACAUCGGACGAAUGAUAAUUCUAAUUCAGGAUUGAUGCUAUCUUAUGAUAUGGAAAAAAAUAUUGAAUCGUUAGUUUGUAUGGGUUUUGAAGAUCGUACGAUGGUUAAAUGUGCAUUAGAAGAUGGCAAUAAUGAUCUUGAAGAAGCUCUUAAAAUAUUGACUUUUAUUAUGAGUGAUAAUGAACAAGAGUUACAUCGUGAAAGACAAGAUCAAGAAUUGAUGAAAGAGGCAUCGUCAACUUUUAAUCAUCGAAAUAUAAUUGCAUCCGCUGGAUCAGAACAACAGUCAUGUGAACCGUCAUCAUCGAAUACUCUUGGCACGUCUGUGAAUGUUAAAAAAAUACAAUUAUGCGUUAUGACUUUAUCCAUUGAAAACGAACUAGAAAUACUGUAUUGCUUAAGCAAUAACAAAGAGUAUCUGUUAUCUCAAGAGUCAUUCUAUGAAUCACUCUGGCUCUUAUUACAUCGUUAUGAUGCAUAUAAAACGUAUACAUGUGGUGAAAUGAUUGAGUAUCUUAAAACAUUGUAUGAUGAAUCUGUAUUUGGUAUUACAAAUGACAGAUCAACGAUAAAAGAGAAACAAACGUCAUCGUCAUUAGCAACAACAACAACAAACACUGAUCUUCUUUCGACAAUCGGAAAAGGUCCAAAAAAGACGUUCGUUGAAUCAGCUUCAAAAACUGAAACAACGGUCAGUGCAAAUAUUAUUAUAGUCCAUUCAGCAUUUCCUUUGCAUUUCUGUCUAUGUUUCAGAAACGACGAACACAAACUUCAAAAAAAUAUUAAUUGA